GAAAGCGGAGCUCUGGCUGGGCUCGCAAGGUGGGGAGGUGCAGGGCUGGGCAGUGGAGAGGCGGGGCACGCGCUGGCGAGAAUCCCUCCCUCCUGUCCUCUUGGCGGUCGAGGGUUUGCCUUUUCAGAUCCUCCACCUAGCUGGGAUCCAAAGAGCUAACAUCGCCAAGGGGGCGCGGCCGGGACCAUCUAGGGUGCCGGGUGCCCAAAGUCGGGCACGGUAACCAGUCCACCCAGCCAGCAGGAGAGUAGAUCCACGGACCUGGAGAGGAUUGGAGAAGCGCUACCCCGGAGCAGACGUGAAGCUGGCUGGACUAGGGCAAGAAAUUGCCUAGGACUCCGAGCGCAGUGGCGCUGCGGGCUCGGGUGUCCUCUGGCGGCGCCUGGAGCAGGUGAACCGUUCACCACCCCCAGUGUUGAGCGCUCUUGUGUUUUCGCCCGGCCCGGCUCACCCUCGCAGCCAUGGGCCCCGGCUCUCGCCGCUCGCCCCGCGACUCUGGCUGGAUGCUUGGCGCCCUGGCCUUGAUGGUGGCGGCUAGCGGCCGGGUCGCCUUCGCUUUCAACCUGGACACCCGAUUCCUGGUGGUGAAGGAGGCGGUGAACCCGGGUAGCCUAUUCGGCUACUCGGUCGCCCUCCAUCGGCAAACCGAGCGACAGCAGCGCUACCUGCUUCUGGCUGGUGCUCCCCGGGACCUCGCCGUGGCUGAUGGCUACACCAACCGGACUGGCGCCGUGUACCUGUGCCCCCUCACCGCCCUCAAGAAUGAUUGUGAACGGAUGGACAUCUCAGAGAAAAGUGACCCUGACCAUCACAUUAUUGAGGACAUGUGGCUUGGGGUGACUGUGGCCAGCCAGGGCCCCGCAGGUAGAGUUCUGGUCUGUGCCCAUCGCUACACCCAGGUGCUAUGGUCUGGCGUAGAAGACCAGCGGCGUAUGGUGGGCAAGUGUUAUGUGCGUGGCAACGACUUACAGCUCGACCCCGGCGAUGACUGGCAGACCUACCACAACGAGAUGUGUAACAGCAACACUGACUACUUGCAGACCGGCAUGUGCCAGCUGGGCACCAGCGGUGGCUUCACCCAGAACACCGUGUAUUUCGGUGCCCCUGGUGCCUACAACUGGAAAGGAAACAGCUACAUGAUUCAGCGGAAGGACUGGGAUUUAUCUGAAUAUAGCUACAAGGGCUCCGAGGACCAAGGAAACCUCUAUAUUGGGUACACGGUGCAGGUAGGCAGCGCCAUCCUCCACCCCAAGGACAUCACUGUUGUGACAGGUGCCCCACGGCACCAACAUAUGGGCGCUGUCUUCUUGCUGAGCCAAGAGUCAGGUGGAGACCUGCGGAGGAGGCAGGUGCUGGAGGGCACGCAGGUGGGCGCUUAUUUUGGCAGCGCCAUUGCUCUGGCAGACCUGAACAAUGAUGGGUGGCAGGACCUCCUGGUGGGCGCUCCUUACUACUUCGAAAGGAAAGAGGAGGUAGGGGGUGCUGUCUACGUCUUCAUGAACCAGGCGGGCACGUCCUUCCCAGAUCAACCUUCCCUCCUGCUUCACGGUCCCAGUCGCUCUGGCUUUGGCAUCUCUAUAGCCAGCAUUGGUGACAUCAACCAGGAUGGAUUCCAGGACAUUGCUGUGGGAGCCCCAUUUGAGGGCUUGGGCACGGUGUACAUCUACCACAGCAGCUCCGGAGGGCUCCUCAGGCAGCCCCAGCAGAUAAUCCACGGAGAGAAACUCGGACUGCCUGGCUUGUCCACCUUCGGCUACUCUCUGAGUGGGAAGAUGGAUGUGGAUGAAAACUUCUAUCCAGACCUGCUAGUGGGGAGCCUGUCGGACCACAUUGUGCUGCUACGGGCCCGACCUGUCAUCAAUAUUCUUCAAAGGACCUUGGUGGCCAGGCCAGCUGUGUUGGACCCCUCACUUUGUACACCGACCUCCUGUGUUCAGGUGGAGCUGUGCUUUGCCUACAACCAGAGUGCUGGGAACCCCAACUACAGGCGGAACAUUACCCUGGCGUACACACUGGAGGCUGACCGGGACCGCAGGCCCCCCAGGCUCCGAUUUGCCAGCAGCCAGUCGGCUGUGUUUCAUGGUUUCUUCUCCAUGCCGGAGACGCAUUGCCAGACACUGGAAUUACUACUGAUGGACAAUGUCCGUGAUAAACUCCGUCCCAUCGUUAUUGCCAUGAACUACUCCUUACCUUUGCGCAUGCCCGACCGCCUGAAGCUGGGGAUGCGGUCUCUGGAUGCCUACCCAGUUCUUAACCAGGCACAGGCUCUGGAGAACCACACUGAGGUCCACUUCCAGAAGGAGUGCGGGCCGGACAACAAGUGCGACAGCAACCUGCAGAUGCGAGCGGCCUUCGUGUCUGAGCAGCUGCAGCCUCUAAGCAGGCUCCAGUACAGCAGAGACACUAAGAAACUGUUCUUGAGCAUCAAUGUGACCAAUAUGCCGAGCCACGAGCGUGCUGGGGAAGAUGCCCACGAGGCACUGCUCACCUUGGAGGUGCCACCCGCCCUGCUACUGUCCUCAGUGCGCCCAUCCGGGACCUGCCAAGCUAACGAGACCAUCCUGUGUGAGCUAGGAAACCCCUUCAAACGGAACCAGAGGAUGGAGCUGCUCAUUGCCUUUGAGGUCAUUGGGGUGACCCUGCACACAAGGGACCUUCAGGCGCAGCUGCAGCUCUCCACGUCAAGUCACCAGGACAACUUGCAGCCCAUGACCCUGACUUUGCAGGUGGACUACACUCUCCAGGCCUCACUCAACUUGAUGACACAUCGGCUACAGAGCUUCUUCGGUGGCACGGUGAUGGGUGAGGCUGGCAUGAAAACCGUGGAGGAUGUAGGCAGUCCCCUGAAAUACGAAUUCCAGGUGAGCCCAGUGGGAGACGGACUGGCGGCUUUGGGCACACUGGUCCUAGGUCUGGAAUGGCCCUAUGAAGUCGCCAAUGGCAAGUGGCUGCUGUACCCCACGGAGAUCACCAUCCAUAGCAAUGGGUCCUGGCCCUGCCAGCCACCUGGAAGCCUCGUCAACCCUCUGAACCUUACUCUCUCUGACCCUGGAGACAGGCCACAUUCUCCACAGCGCAGGCGGAGACAGCUGGAUCCCGGGGGAGAACAGGGCCCCCCACCUGUCACACUGGCUGCUGCCAAAAAAGCCAAAUCUGAGACUCUGUUGACCUGUGCCAGUGGCCGUGCCCGCUGUGUGUGGCUGGAGUGCCCCCUUCCUGAUGCCUCCAACAUCACCAACGUGACUGUGAAGGCACGGGUGUGGAACAGCACCUUCAUUGAGGACUACAGAGACUUUGACAGAGUCAGGGUAGAUGGCUGGGCCACUUUGUUCCUACGAACCAGCAUCCCUACCAUCAACAUGGAGAACAAGACCACAUGGUUCUCUGUGGACAUUGACUCAGAGCUGGUGGAGGAGCUGCCUGCUGAGAUUGAGCUGUGGUUGGUCCUUGUGGCUGUCAGUGCCGGGCUGCUGCUUCUAGGGCUCAUCAUCAUCCUUCUGUGGAAGUGUGACUUCUUUAAGCCGACCCGAUACUACCGGAUCAUGCCCAAGUACCAUGCAGUGCGUAUUCGGGAGGAGGAACGCUACCCACCUCCAGGGAGCACCCUACCCACCAAGAAGCACUGGGUCACCAGCUGGCAGAUUCGGGACCGAUACUACUGAUAUCCUCCCUGCCACCACUCCCAAUUCUUCCUUUCUUCCUAUUUAUCAUAAAUUAUGACUCUGACAGUCCAAAAGGGCCACGCAGUUGGCUGGCACCAGUAGGCUCAGGCAUAUAUCCCUCUUCAGUGCAGGAAUGUUUUCUGGGGCCCUAGACUCUCCUUCAAGACCUUGCGAUGCUGAGCACAGCACAGCCCUGGACACUGGACACACACACAGGGCCUACUGCUAAGGGCCUGUUCAGAUAUACCAUGGAAGAUGCCACGUCCAAGCCUCUAUCUGUGCCAAAACCAAGCCAAAGCACCUCUACCGGGAGCCAGGAGGAAAAGGUCCCUGAUGUGGUGACAUCUCUCUUCCACACCAUAUACCCCUUGAGCCAUUGUCCCUGAACUGACUUUUCUGUCCAGAAUAAAACUACUGACAACAAGGACACAGUCGGGCCCAGCUGCAGUUCCUGGCACCCACUGGAGAGUAGGGGACGUUUCUGUGACUUGUGUGCUUAGACCAAGAGCAAUGAACUAAAAAAGCAGGUCCCCAGAAUGGGCUUCAUGAAUGGAUCUCCAAAACCUUGGCUACAGAUGGAGUUGGCAAGAAACACAGCCCAGAGGAACAAUGCAAAACUAUGGACAACCUGGACACACUGCGCUGGGGCUGACCUGGAGCAGGGUAGCAUCCUUCAGAGAGCAGGGGAUCAAUCCUGGCCCGGCAGAUACUGGCAGGGUACAGGGGAGAUACUUCUGACCCGUCCUGGCCACCUCAGCCUGAGCAAGGCCUGGAGACCCCACAAGACCAUGUGGGGUGUGAUACUUGAAUGUAGGGCAGGGGAGAGGCCAACCCCUGCCUCAGCUGGCCGGACUUCACUCCGCCCCCUUGACCACAGAGAUGGCAUUCUGAGCUAGCUGUCCAUGGCUUUCUGAGAAACCUCGCCCUCCCCCUCCCUAGGAGCUGCAUCCCCAUUCUAGCAGUGGAGGCUGAUUCCCAGGUCCACUCCCUGAGCCCCGCCCACAGGCAGGCCCACUCCCCAGCUCUGCCCCUCCAAGGUACUAUAGCAGCUUCCCCAACCCUGUACCUUCUUUGUAUAUGGGCUUCUCACUAAAAUAAAUAAACAAUU
Messenger RNA from Chionomys nivalis (European snow vole), 4770 nucleotides. It is a transcript of the gene Itga3, whose product is annotated as integrin subunit alpha 3. Lineage: Eukaryota; Metazoa; Chordata; Mammalia; Rodentia; Cricetidae. Gene Ontology annotation, cellular component: integrin complex; external side of plasma membrane. The record is from RefSeq and is a predicted model, not a curated record. The coding region runs from base 462 to 3662 and encodes 1066 amino acids. Gene Ontology annotation, molecular function: integrin binding. The transcript has 25 exons. Gene Ontology annotation, biological process: integrin-mediated signaling pathway; cell-cell adhesion; cell-matrix adhesion.